Messenger RNA from Sesamum indicum (sesame), 2406 nucleotides. RefSeq names its product polyamine oxidase 4 (gene PAO4). Lineage: Eukaryota; Viridiplantae; Streptophyta; Magnoliopsida; Lamiales; Pedaliaceae. Gene Ontology annotation, biological process: polyamine catabolic process. Gene Ontology annotation, cellular component: peroxisome. The record is from RefSeq and is a predicted model, not a curated record. Gene Ontology annotation, molecular function: polyamine oxidase activity.
GCGCAGACACCUCUUAACAAACGCGGGUUAUUUAUAGGGCGGGCGUUCGGUGCCAAUCCCUUUUUUUCUCCUGCCUACGAAUUAAUUGAGAGAUUGAGAGAGAGAGGGGGGGAGAGAGAGUCAGUGCCUGUUGUGUGUUUGUGUGUGUGAGAGAGAAAGUGGGAGUGGUUUGGAGGGUGGGGAAUCGAUCAAUCUAUGCAACCGAGGAAGAGGAAGCCUUCGGUUGGUGUAGAGCAGACGAAUUUGGGAUUUGAGUCUUGUUUCUGUUGCUGUGGUUGUGAAUGCUGCUUCGGUUGUUGUUAUUAUGAUUAUUAUGAGCUUGUUUGAUGAUAACCUGCGCUGCGCUUCCAAUCUCAGCCGCUUCAUUGCCGGCCUUCUUCUCUUCCUCCUCUAUCAUUCCUUCCAAUUGAUUUCUAAUUUUCCGAUUCCUAUACAGCCGUAAUUUUUUGGUUUUUGUUUUUCUUCUCUUUUUCAAGUGUUGUUGGUGAGAUCAGAUUUCGUUCUCCAUUGCUUUUUGGAUCCCAGUUUUGGGGUGUGCUCAAUCUGAUAGGAAAAGGGAGAGGUAGAGAGAGAGAUAUUCAGUUGUUGGUUGAUGGAACUCAAAGAUGGAGACGAUCCGCUGUUCGGCGAGGAUUUUGAUGGCAUUUGUUCGUCCGUUGUUGAAAGACACCACAAUGCCUUGCCUUCUGUCAUUGUUAUUGGUGGGGGUAUAUCAGGGCUGGCUGCAGCGCGCAUGCUUCAAAAUGCAUCAUUUAAGGUGAUCCUACUGGAGUCACAAGACAGAAUUGGCGGGCGCAUUCACACUGACUACUCAUUUGGUUGCCCAGUUGACAUGGGAGCUUCAUGGUUACAUGGUGUCUGCAAUGAGAAUCCAUUGUCUCCCAUUAUACGCCGUUUGGGGCUCACUUUGUACCGUACAAGUGGUGACGACUCCAUUCUAUAUGACCACGACUUGGAAAGCUAUGCACUAUUCGACGCAAAUGGACAUCAAGUUCCCCAAAGUAUGGUUGUUGAAGUUGGAGUUGCAUUUAAGAAAAUCCUUGAGGAGACUGAUAAAGUGAGGAAGGAACAGAGCAAUGACAUUUCUGUCAAGGAAGCAAUACUGGUCGUGCUGGAUAGGCAUCCAGAGUUAAGACAAGAAGGGCUAGCAUAUGAAGUUUUGCAGUGGUACAUAUGUAGAAUGGAGGCAUGGUUUGCUGCAGAUGCAGACAUGAUAUCUCUGAAAGCCUGGGAUCAGGAGAAAGUUCUUUCUGGUGGUCAUGGGCUUAUGGUCCAAGGGUAUGAUCCUGUGAUAAAGGUUCUGUCUAGAGACAUUGACAUUCGUCUAAAUCACCGGGUUAAAAAGAUUGUCAAUGGGUAUAAGAAGGUGGUAGUAACAGUUGAAGAUGGAAGGAAUUUUAUUUCAGAUGCUGCGAUUGUCACUGUGCCACUGGGCAUUCUAAAAGCCAACUUAAUUGAAUUUGAGCCUAAGCUGCCAGAAUGGAAACUGUCUGCAAUAUCAGAUCUUGGUGUAGGAAACGAGAAUAAAAUUGCGUUAAGAUUUGAGCAUGUCUUUUGGCCAAAUGUGGAAUUUUUGGGUGUCGUUGCAACCACUUCUUAUUCCUGCGGCUAUUUUCUUAAUCUCCAUAAGGCUACAGGUCAUCCUGUGCUCGUCUAUAUGGCGGCUGGUGCCCUUUCAUAUGACCUUGAGAAGCUGUCAGAUGAGGCUGCUGCCAAUUUUGUGAUGUUACAGCUGAAGCGAAUGUUUCCUGAUGCAACUGAACCUGUCCAGUAUCUUGUAUCACGUUGGGGAACUGACCCAAACAUUCUUGGAUGCUAUUCCUAUGAUGCAGUUGGGAAUUCAGACGAUAUAUAUGAUCGGCUUCGCGCCCCUGUGGGUAAUCUUUUCUUUGGAGGUGAAGCUGUGAGCGUAGAUCAUCAAGGUUCUGUACAUGGCGCCUAUUCUGCUGGAACCAUGGCAGCUGAAAGUUGUCAAAGGCAUCUAAUGCAGGGGCUCGGGAGUCUGGAAAGAAUUCCCCUGGCUGCAUGCAGGGAUGAAAUCGUUGAGACGACAAUUCCGCUUCAGAUUUCAAGGUUGUAAGCUAGGCAACUGAAGUACCGUUGACAUGUUCGAACUUCGAUUAAGGUUUUAUACUAUGGAGUGUAUUUUCUUAGAACUGGGAGUGUGUUUGAAACUAAGCUGUUCUUGAUCUUCUAAGUUUGUUUCGCAAGCAGCCUGAAAAAAAAUCAUUUGAAGUGCUGUUUUAGUACUUAAUAAUGGGAUUACAAACAAGUUGCGAAGUAGCAGCUCUGUGAAACUAAGUCCUUUGGUUUUGUUUUCAUUCAAUUUUCUUAUUAGUGGUAAGAAAGCAAACAUAUGAUUUUUCCCCCUUAUCUGUAUUAUUACAGAAAAUGAUUUCUCCCUCA